This is a messenger RNA of Lacerta agilis (Sand lizard), 703 nucleotides long. It is a transcript of the gene GLOD5, whose product is annotated as glyoxalase domain containing 5. The record is from RefSeq and is a predicted model, not a curated record. The coding region runs from base 105 to 617 and encodes 170 amino acids. NCBI's taxonomy places the organism in Eukaryota, Metazoa, Chordata, Lepidosauria, Squamata, Lacertidae. The transcript has 4 exons.
UUACUUGGCAGGAGAGGCGAGAAUGACUUUUCCAAAGUGUGACCCAAGUAAAUUCACUUGCUGAAUUUACCAAACCGGUUCGAACUCCACCUUCAGACCAGGAAAUGCUGAGCUGGACAAGCCUCCGGUUCCUUCGCCCCCAGCUGCUGUGCAGAAUUUCCUUCUUACCUUUCCAGGUUCCUCGGGAAAUGUCUCGGGAGCGAAGUGGCAAGGCGGCCCCGCCGGGCCUGAUCCACCGGCUGGACCACCUGGUGAUGACGGUCCGGAGCAUUGAGGACACGGCUGCCUUCUACUCCCGGGUUCUCGGCAUGGAAGUCGUCUCCUUCAAGGGAAACCGUCAAGCUCUGCAUUUUGGCCAACAGAAGUUCAACCUCCACGAGGUGGGGAAGGAAUUUGAACCCAAAGCCCACCGGCCAACCCCUGGCUCUUUGGACAUCUGCCUCGUCACAGAGAUGCCUCUGGAACAGCUGGUGGAACACCUGAAGGUAUGUGGCGUCAGCAUUGAAGAAGGCCCAGUGGCCAGAACAGGGGCGCUUGGCCCAAUAAAAUCUGUUUAUUUCCGAGACCCGGACCAUAAUCUCCUGGAAGUCUGCAACUAUGGUGGAAGUGACUUGUGAAAUUUCCAAUUUCCAGAGAGAAAUAAUAGAAAGUGGCACUAAAUGACUGUUUAGGGAAGCUUUUAAUAUUUGAUGAAUUACUGUAU